AUGGACGGCAGAAACUCGGUUGGCCGCCGCAUCUCGCUGUUGAACGAAGACUCAGCAGCUCAUGCUCCAGCACCAGUAACCCGGUUACCCUCGCUAGAGCCGGGUCUUCGUUCGCGCACUUCUAGCUAUAACUCUUCACCCUGCCUCUCGCCGCAGACUCCGCAACUUCUCCGCAGCGACUCCACCGACUCUGCGACCAUGAGCACUCCUUCGCCCACCACGCCCACUUUCAGCUACGAGCAGCCGGAAGAUUCGCCCAACAUGCAGCAAAUGCCCUACUUCAUGGGCGGUGCUUUCCACCAGCAGCAGGUCAAGCAGGAGGACAUGAUGCCGCAGUACCCUACCAUGAUGGGCCAGGUCUACGCUCACCCUCAGGCAUGCCAGGUGUUCAUGCGCCCCCCUGGCACCGAGCGCCAGCCCAUGCCGCCCACGCAGCCCAAGACAAAGAAGAACUCGUACCCGUGCCCUCUUGCGAAGGAGUACCACUGCAAGGAUUUUUUUACCACCUCGGGUCACGCCGCACGCCACGCGAAGAAGCACACCGGCAAGAAGGAUGCCGUCUGCCCGGAUUGCCGCAAGGCUUUCACGCGUAAGGACAACAUGGAACAGCACCGCCGCACUCACCAGAACGGCCGCAACGCGCGCAAUGCCGCCAAGGUGGACGAUGACAGCCGCGUGAAAAAGACCAAGACCUCUUCCCGGCCAAGGCCCACGCCUAUCCAGUCCCAGGUUCAACUCGCCUCCAUGGAUCCCAAUUCCCUGAUCAGCCCGCGCUCAAGCUUCAGCAGCGCCCCUGCCGUGCAGCCUGUCGGCGAGUACAUGACCUCGCCAUACUCUGACGGCAUGUCCUACCCGUCUCCAGAGCACUUCCAAAUGUCUCCUCAACUCUCGGCAUCCCGUCAACACAGCACGUUCGGCCUCGAGACCCUCGCUCUCGCCGCCAAAACACACAACCGCGAGGCAUAG
Molecule: messenger RNA, 966 nt
Organism: Diplodia corticola
Lineage: Eukaryota; Fungi; Ascomycota; Dothideomycetes; Botryosphaeriales; Botryosphaeriaceae
Product: c2h2 transcription factor
Exons: 1
Coding region: 1-966 (321 amino acids)
Biological process (GO): regulation of transcription by RNA polymerase II
Molecular function (GO): DNA-binding transcription factor activity; RNA polymerase II cis-regulatory region sequence-specific DNA binding
Source: RefSeq, a predicted model, not a curated record